CAAUACAAAACAUCCCAGUUUCAACCUAUUCGUGAGAGUAAACUGGAGGGCAAGGACACCAUGGACACUGCUCAAUUAAUGACUGACCACUAUGAGAGCAAUGGGGCUGUGAGAGUCACAGUAGAUGUUCUACGGGAAAUCAAUCAAUGUGAACUUGCUAAUCAGCUUGAAAACACCUUGGGUGGACUGGAGCAGCAUCUUCUUUCGAGAGAUAAGAAGAAAGAAGCCAACCAGGGUGACAAACUGAAGAACUUGUUGACUUGUGGUGGGAACUCAUUAGACAACUACGACAACAUGAUUAUUGUUGUAAACAAGAGCAGUCCAGAGCAAGUGCAGUAUCUCAAGUUUCUGAAUAAACUGAAACUUUUCUGUGUGUUAGACUUUGACCCAGACUCCAAUACUCAGGUUGGACUGUGCCAUUCCUACAGAGAGUCAAGGUGGGCCAAUCUUCACACCCCCUCACAGUAUCAAGGACAGAUUGACUCAGUCAUAAAGAACCUUAACCUCUACAAACAGACCAGCUGGGUCUUUUGCAAUGGGAGACAUGACCUUGAAGGUGACUCAAACAAGGAGUUAAACUAUUGGAACUGGGUGAGGAAAUCUUGCAGCGAUGUUGAGCAACUGGUUUCAUUCAUUUGCAACCCUGAAGUUCUUCUCCAUGGAAGAAGUCUCAUCAUGUUCCUCCUUCUUUCACCUGUAGACUCAGAAAAAGACCCCAUCUUUGAAACCUACAGGGCUUUCAUGAAGAAAACCGAAGAAGAAAUGAUCAUUCAUAUUUGUGAAUCUCAGAGCACAUAUGAGAAAUGGAAGGAACUGAUACAAGAAAAAUGGGGACUUUGA
Labrus bergylta (ballan wrasse) is the source of this 840-nucleotide messenger RNA. NCBI's taxonomy places the organism in Eukaryota, Metazoa, Chordata, Actinopteri, Labriformes, Labridae. The record is from RefSeq and is a predicted model, not a curated record.